Molecule: messenger RNA, 396 nt
Organism: Jatropha curcas
Lineage: Eukaryota; Viridiplantae; Streptophyta; Magnoliopsida; Malpighiales; Euphorbiaceae
Source: RefSeq, a predicted model, not a curated record
AUGGCUUCUUCUUCUUCAGUCUGUUCUAUAAAAUACGAUGUUUUCCUUAGUUUUCGAGGUGCAGACACUCGUCAUAGUUUUGUUAGCCAUCUCUACGGUAAUCUGCAUGAUCGACUAGGGAUUCCAACGUUCAUAGACAAUAGACUUGAAAGAGGAGAAGAAAUCGAGCCAGCAAUUCUGAAAGCAAUUGAAGAUUCACAUAUUUCUGUGAUUAUUUUCUCAAAGAAUUAUGCAUCUUCUCCUUGGUGCUUGGAUGAAGUUGUCAAGAUCUUUCAAUGCAAAGACGAAUUCGGUCAAAAGGUAAUUCCUGUUUUCUACCAUGUUGAUCCAACCGAUGUCUACAACCAAACAGGAAGUUUUGCAGAGGAUUUUGCUAAGCACGACCAAGAGAUUUGA